AUGAAUCAAGAACGUAAUAAUGCUGUGGGUGAGUUGUUAAAAAAUGCAACAGUGAGAUUUUGUUGGGAUUUGCUGAGAAUAUUGAUACUUGAACAAUUACAUGUUGAGGUUGAGGGCGAUCAAAGAGAGGUCAGAUCCAUCCAUAAAGCAUUGCAUUUUCAUGACAAGUUGGUAGCCCACAGAUUUCAGUUGGAAGAAGCUAAUAAUGUGUUUGCUAUGAUGAUGAGAAAAGGUGUUAAACCUGAUGUUGUUACUUAUAACUCUUUAAUGGAUGGAUAUUGCUUAGUUAAAGAAAUGAACAAGGCCAAGGGUAUAUUCAACACCAUAGCUGCUCAAAGUGGAGUGACUCCUGAUGUUUUGAGUUACAAUAUUAUGAUUAAUGGAUUUUGUAAAGUUAAAAUGGUGGAUGAAGCCUUAAAUCUCUUAAAAGAAAUGCGUUGUAGAAACAUUAUUCCUGAUGUGGUAACUUACAAUUCCCUUAUUGAUGGUUUGUGCAAAUCAAGGAGAAUAUCACAUGCUUUGAAGCUUGUCGAUGAGAUGCAGGAUAGAGGGCAACAACACGAUAUAUUUACUUACAAUUCUAUAUUAGAUGCUUUAUGCAAAAACCAUCAUGUUGAAAAGGCAAUUGCAUUAUUAACAAAAGUUAAGGAUGAGGGUAUUCAACCAAAUAUGUGCACGUAUACUAUUCUUAUCAACGGAUUGUGUAAAGAUGGAAGAGUAGAGGACGCAAGAAAGGUUUUUGAAGAUCUUUUGGUCAAAGGCUACAAUCUAGAUGUUUAUACAUAUACUGUUAUGAUCCAAGGGUUUUGCGACAAGGGCUUGCUUGAUGAAGCCUUGGCCUUGCUAUAA
This is a messenger RNA of Trifolium pratense (red clover), 849 nucleotides long. RefSeq names its product pentatricopeptide repeat-containing protein At1g62910-like. Bases 1 to 849 code for a protein of 282 amino acids. Gene Ontology annotation, molecular function: protein binding. NCBI's taxonomy places the organism in Eukaryota, Viridiplantae, Streptophyta, Magnoliopsida, Fabales, Fabaceae. The record is from RefSeq and is a predicted model, not a curated record. The transcript has 2 exons.